AUGACGACGGCUGGUAGGGCGCUGGCGGCGGUGACAGUGGCAGCAGCGGCGGCGUCCUUCAGAAAGAGCCCUACUCAGUGCUCCGCCGCCACCGCCUGGGGUAUAUUGGAGUCAACAAUACGAUCUCGAAUUUUAGGCCGUGAGAUGCAAAUUCUGUGUUGUGCCUCUAUCCUUCUGGCAUUAGACAACGAUCUUCCUUACCGCCCCGGCUGCAUUGAGAACUCUUGGGAAGUGCACAGGGGACCACGUAUGAUACCAGUGGCACUUCUGUGGUAA
This is a messenger RNA of Gryllus bimaculatus (two-spotted cricket), 276 nucleotides long. The record is from the annotation of a GenBank genome assembly. Lineage: Eukaryota; Metazoa; Arthropoda; Insecta; Orthoptera; Gryllidae.